ACAGAUUUCAUUAUUACUGAAAUAACGUCAACCUUCUGACAAAAGUUGUUUAAAUUCUCGUCUGACAUAUCUGAACCAAACUUCUAGCCGAAUUCCAGGCUCUUUCAAUUCGAAACAUGAACACAAAUGGAGGAGGUUGCAGCCCAAAAUGUCCAUCCAAGAAAGACACUGGAAGAUCAAGAACUAGGACUACAACCAGAACAAAUGUCGCUUCUGUUUCGAAAAGCCCCUUAUAUGUUGAUGGCGCAACCCUGAACGCCAUGAUGGCAAACUUGGAAACAUUUGGUCAUGGUCUUGGACAGUUUUCACCCCAAAGAAGUGGAGAACGGUAUGGCACUGGAAGAGUUCCCUAUUCAUCUCUUUCCUCCCCUCAAGGUAUGAGCACUCUUCAUAGUCACCAUGAAGCUUUUGGGCCCCAAAUGGAUUAUAACCUUAACUGGGCACCCAGGGAUGCUGAAUCAGAAUUAGCUGAUAAGACUACUACUUCACAAGAUGAUACGAACAGGUUACUUUUGACGGAAGAAGAACUAGCUGCAGAUGUAGGAGACGAAUCAAUAGACUCCAAGAGAAGAGAGUCCAUUAUAGAAUGGUUUGAUCGUUCGGUAGAAAACGAAUUAGAAAAACGUCGAGAUAAAGAUACCAGUGUAAUAAAAAAAUCGCCAUGUGCGGAAAAAAUAGAAGAAGCUGCUGCUGCAGCAGCUGCAUCUCCUAAAAGUCCAAAUGCUAUGAGAGGACUUGCAGAAGCUACUGCAAGUGGAGUGGAGAUAAUAGGAGAACUGUUGCGAGAGAAGGAUGCCGACCUUAUUGAAGCAGUAGAGAAGUUAGCCACAGCAGAGGCUAUGUGUAAUUUUGCUGGAGCAGUGGAAGCUGCGGAGGAAGCAUGCAAAAGUGUUCCAGCAGAGUGUGCAGAAGAAGCUGCCGCUGCAGGAGUCAGGGGUUAUCAAAGAGAGAUUACAAAUAUCGUACAACAAACGAUCCCCGGCGAACAUCCCAUUGAAGUUGUUGGCUAUGUUGGUGUUACAAGACCAAAGAAUCCUAGGAAACCUACGCACUAAUUUUUGAAAUUAUAUGUAUAUCUAAAUAGAUCAAAUCAUUUAUUUUGAUCCAA
Harmonia axyridis is the source of this 1108-nucleotide messenger RNA. RefSeq lists its product as uncharacterized. Bases 117 to 1055 code for a protein of 312 amino acids. NCBI's taxonomy places the organism in Eukaryota, Metazoa, Arthropoda, Insecta, Coleoptera, Coccinellidae. The record is from RefSeq and is a predicted model, not a curated record. The transcript has 6 exons.